UCCAUCAACCACCACACCAAUGACCACCGACUCGAAGGAAAAUUUGCCUUGGGUUGAAAAGUACCGUCCAGACUCCUUGGAGGAAGUCUACGGACAAUCCGACAUUGUCGAUACAGUCAGAAAGUUCGUCCACGAGGGCAAAUUGCCGCAUCUUCUCUUCUACGGACCACCAGGAACAGGAAAGACUUCUACCAUCAUAGCAUUGGCCAAAGAAAUCUAUGGUCCCAACUACAAGAACCUGGUUUUGGAAUUGAACGCCUCAGAUGACAGAGGUAUCGAUGUGGUAAGAAACCAAAUCAAGAACUUCGCCUCAACCAUGCAGAUUUUCUCCCGUGGUUUCAAGUUGAUUAUCUUGGAUGAGGCUGAUGCCAUGACUGCCGUUGCCCAGAACUCUUUGAGAAGAAUCAUUGAAACAUACACCAAAAAUACCCGUUUCUGUAUUUUGGCCAAUUAUGCUCACAAGCUUAAUCCUGCCUUGGUAUCCAGAUGUACUAGGUUCAGAUUCCAACCCAUAUCCGAAUCCGCCAUACAGGAAAGAAUUAAAAAUGUUAUCAUCAAAGAAAGCAUCAACAUAGCAGAUCCCGCAACUGCUGCUUUGUUGAAAUUGUCCAGGGGUGACAUGAGAAGAGCCUUGAACGUAUUGCAGGCAUGCAAGGCUGCCACCAAUGGAGAAACGGACGAUGAAAUCGACGAAAAUAUGAUAUACGAGUGUAUCGGAGCACCUCACCCCAAGGACGUGGAGACAGUGUUAGAUUCGAUUUUAAAAGACGACUGGACCACUGCAUUCAUGACCUUGGAUCAAUACAAAAAGACCAAAGGAUUAGCCUUGAUAGACUUAAUAAGUGGAUUCAUCGACAUCUUAAACAAUUACCAAUUGAAGUCUAGCACAAGAAUAGAAAUAUACAAGGGAUUGAGUGAGAUCGAGUAUGGUAUUUCCAAGGGAGGAAACGAGAAGAUUCAAAGCAGUGCUAUUAUUGGAGUAAUAAAACAAGCCUUGGAGAGGGAGGAAUAAUACAUGAGCCAUGAUACUCGUCUGGCGUUCUAUCG
This is a messenger RNA of Suhomyces tanzawaensis NRRL Y-17324, 1047 nucleotides long. It is a transcript of the gene RFC3, whose product is annotated as replication factor C subunit 3. The transcript has 2 exons. Gene Ontology annotation, cellular component: Rad17 RFC-like complex; nucleus; DNA replication factor C complex. Gene Ontology annotation, molecular function: ATP hydrolysis activity; DNA clamp loader activity; ATP binding. The record is from RefSeq and is a predicted model, not a curated record. Lineage: Eukaryota; Fungi; Ascomycota; Pichiomycetes; Serinales; Debaryomycetaceae. Bases 20 to 1012 code for a protein of 330 amino acids. Gene Ontology annotation, biological process: DNA repair; DNA-templated DNA replication.